AUGCAAGGUCCUGGAAGCUCUAUUGUUAUUAUUUGUAGAGUUGAUUGCAGGGGAGAUGCAGUUUCCUCAGUUGUCUUCGGCAGUCUUUGGGAAUUGCAGUUGCAUCAUCAGCUGGACUCUUCCAGCUGGACUAUCAAGAAGCUUUCUCUUUAUUUGGCCCGUAAACAGAAUGCAGCAAUUUUUGGUCUGAAGUGCACUGUUCAUCAGCUCUUAGUUGGAUUUUCUCAACUGGAGCUUCCUAUUUCAACUAGACUCUUUCUACAACUAGACUCUUACUUUAGUUGGACUUUUGUUUCAGCUGAGCCUCACUUACUGCAACGUGGUUUUGGAGAUAUUUUUUGCAUAUCCACUCAUUAUGCUGAAUCACCUUUGAGCUAUAAACAUGCUAAGUUGCCAAUGGUGGUUAUAGUGUUUAACAAUAGUGGUGUAUAUGGUGGUGACUGGAGGAACCCUGAAGAAAUUAUAGGACCUUACAAGGAUGAUCCUGCACCGACUUCUUUUGUCCCUAGUGCUGGAUAUCAUCUUCUAAUUGAAGCUUUUGGGGGAAUGGGUUAUCUUGUUGAGACACCUGAUGAACUCAAAUCGGCAUUUUCUGAAGCUUUUUCUACACGGAAGACUGUUGUCAUAAACAUUACAAUUGAUCCAUAUGCUGGUGCAAAAAAGUGGGAGGAUGCAGCAUAA
Ilex paraguariensis (yerba mate) is the source of this 681-nucleotide messenger RNA. The record is from the annotation of a GenBank genome assembly. NCBI's taxonomy places the organism in Eukaryota, Viridiplantae, Streptophyta, Magnoliopsida, Aquifoliales, Aquifoliaceae.